Molecule: messenger RNA, 1930 nt
Organism: Amoebophrya sp. A25
Lineage: Eukaryota; Dinophyceae; Syndiniales; Amoebophryaceae
Source: the annotation of a GenBank genome assembly
GUAGACCACUCGUAUAUGACCUUCUUUGACAGAACAGGACGUUAGAACAGGACGUUGCCCUUUUUUACCUCUUCUUGCCAGACGCACCAAGAACCAAGCAAGGACGAAUAGUCUCUUCUUCUAGUACAACAACAUGGACGAGCGUUACAGAAGCAGUCCGGUAUGCUAAAUACGGCCUGAGGCAUGUUGCUAAGGAAGAGGCAGCUAGCCUUCUCACAUGCCGUGUCUUCCCGACCAUGAUCCACGAGUAGCAGCAUGAUCCUGUCUUUGUUGAGUGGGUUGGUCCCAUACUGCUUCAGACAAGCGGUUCUUUUUGCAUCUUUGACAUUCUGGAGCGUUAUUUUCGUGGAUCGCGUGAAGAGCUGCUUGCACCUUUGACAUUCUGGAGCGUUAUUUUCCAAGGAGCACGCAGACCAUACCGAUUGAGAGUGCGUACUUACAAGGACCCCUGUAGUAGGUAUCAAUCCGAUGCGCCUAUGUUGAAAUCCGAGACGGUCAGAAAGUCUUAUAGGACGGCGGAACGGUGGCCAAUUUAAAACGGAGUUCAAUCUAUCCUGUCGUACUUCCCAGAUACGCCACCAGCAGAUUGCGUUUAGUCUGCGUCCUAUUCUUGUUCUUUAUGAGCAUGUGGGGGCCCAGUGAUGUGGUGCUUGCUACAAAUGAUUUUUUGUUAUACCACAAAGGGUACGGAAACGGAUGUUGGCAGUACUAGGUACAACAAGUGCAGAAAUAAACCUACUUGUUGAAGUAAAAAAUUCGAUGGCCACAGACGAAAAAUCUUCAUCUACUGACGAGAGCUUCCUACAACCUCCUCGUCCUGAGGACCACUCAUCGCAACACGAGAGCUUCGUACCUGAACCUGAACCUGAAGAAUAGUAGAUGUGAUUGAGGAUAUCCUCAUGAGGGCAAUAGUAGAUGUUGAUUUGGAGGCAAGUGGGGGAAUAAGAGGGUAAGUAGUUCUAUCUUCAUUAUUGUAGUUCUAAUCAAAGACUUAAAUAAAACAAAUAUAUUUUUUUACCGAACCUAGAAACUUACCAAGCAAGGCUUGAAGCUACAGAUUUUCGGAUGCGAUACUAGAAAACGCUAAAUAUUCAAGAACACAAAUAAUAUCACAAGGGGAUUUUUUUUUCUGAGCACACCGCGCCCGACAUGCCACAAAAGCCGCAGCUGGCGGGGACUGUGGCGGCCAGACAUACCAUAGUCGACCGCAAUGACGACCAUAGCACAACACACACAGAGCACAAAAAAAUCCGGCGGGAUCGUACGCGUCGCCCGGAGCGCAUCAAAACAAACAAACAAACAAACAAAAAAUUUGUUUCACUUUCAUCAUCUACGAAGUAGAAAGUCAACAUUUUCAUGGGCGUCAACGGUAACUAGUAACCAUCGACGCCGUGCUAACAGGCAUGAUCAUCAGUACAGAAGUAGAACUAGAAGGAUGGCUCCUUCGUUCAGCACAAACAGAAAUUUUUCAAGUUGUUGCGAUUCCUCAUGUUAUCGUCUUAUUUUACAUUUGAUCACAUUAUCAAAAUCAAUCUCGUAUCUGCAAAACCCCGCUUUCUUUAAAUGUGUGAUAUUACCUUCUUUAUCUAUCAUUAUUCAUCCUUUGAAACUAACUCCGAGGUAUUUAACCCAGAGGGCUGAGGUGAGGAACGAGUGCUCCGUUGAAGGAGUCCUUAAUAAAAGUAAGGUCGUUGCCUAUAGGCUUGUAGUACUAUAUGGAACACGGUGAUGAUGCUGAUGAGGUCGUUGCAUUACUGAUGAACCGCUCUUAAAAACAAAGGAAAAAGUUGAGGUUUUUAGCUUGCGUUUGGUCAUGUUGGCUACCGCAAAUUGCAGCCGUAAAUCAACACCUGCACGAGGCGAACGAACGCACGCACCUCUGGACGCUGGUACACCUUGUUCGCUGGACGCAGAAGGAUUUACUAUUUAU